Molecule: messenger RNA, 978 nt
Organism: Seriola dumerili (greater amberjack)
Lineage: Eukaryota; Metazoa; Chordata; Actinopteri; Carangiformes; Carangidae
Product: olfactory receptor 1F1-like
Exons: 1
Coding region: 1-978 (325 amino acids)
Biological process (GO): G protein-coupled receptor signaling pathway
Cellular component (GO): membrane
Molecular function (GO): olfactory receptor activity; G protein-coupled receptor activity
Source: RefSeq, a predicted model, not a curated record
AUGGAGUUUUUUAACUCAGCUCUUGGGAAAAACAUCACUUUUGUGCGUCCUGCACAUUUUUUAAUAAGGGGUUUUAUUGGCGUACCUAAUAUCAAGUAUUACUAUGUUUUUCUCUUUAUUAUUUACCUUGUUUCAGUUCUGGGAAAUACAAUUGUGAUGACUGUAAUAGUUUUGGAUCAUAAUCUGAGAACUCCAAAAUAUAUUGCAGUCUUUAACUUAGCAUUUGUGGACCUGUUUGGUAGCUCUGCUCUGGUGCCGAAGGUUCUUGACAUCUUUCUGUUUAACCACCACCACAUCCCCUACAACGACUGCUUGACAUUCAUGUUUUUCUGCUUCACCUGCUUUUCGAUGCAGGCUCUUAAUUUGGUUGCACUUGCCUAUGACAGACUGGUGGCCAUCAUCUUUCCACUGCACUAUCAAGUGAAGGUGACUCACAGGUUCAUGUUUUCUUUGAUUGCCUCUUUGUGGCUCUUUGCCAUGACUAUUACACUCAUUGCAGUUGGCCUUCUUACAAGACUUUCUUUCUGUAAUUCUGUGGUUAUUAACAGCUAUUACUGUGACCAUGGCCCAAUAUACCGGCUUGGCUGCAAUGAUAUUACACCCAAUCGUGUAAUUUCUAAUUUGUCACCAAUUCUUAUUCUUUGGUUUCCACUACUAUUUAUCUUGGUAAGUUACUGCUAUAUUGCCUAUGCUCUGUCAAAAAUGUCCACAGUUCAGGAAAGAGUGAAGGCCUUUAAAACCUGCACAGGUCAUCUGUCAUUAGUGGCAAUCUAUUUCCUCCCUGUCAUAUUUGUAUAUUUCUUUUGGGGAACAAUACAUCCAAAUGCCAGGAUCAUAAACCUGUCUCUGAGUGCUGUCAUCCCUCCCAUGUUAAACCCAAUCAUUUAUGUUUUUCAGACACAAGAAAUCAAAGAAUCUUUGAAAAAGUUGUUUAAAAUGGCCAAAGGACAAUCCAUAAUUGCAACAAAACAUAUUUAG